ACCACCUUCCUUUCUCUGCCGCCUUUGCAGCUGCUCUUCUGGCGGGGGUUUCUUCAGCAACCGGAGUGUUGCCUGCCCUCCCCCCCCUCCCCGCCGGCUGCUUCUUUCCAGAGUGGAAGCGCGGCGGCGGGACUGCACAGGGGAAGGUGAUAGUAACUGAUGAUUCAGCUUGGGAAAUCCUGGAGCUCUGGUAGAUAGAAUGACUGAAUGCUUGGCCUCUAAUGUGUAAAACAUUUGCAGACUCAAGGUAUUUGUCUGUGAAGAUAGCAUUCCAGUCAAAAGAGUACUGGAAGAAGCUUUGGGAGAAUUAACCAUGUGACUGAGAAGGAUUUGAUCUGCUUGUCAGAUGGUCUUUCCAAGUCAGUAGUAAUGGAACCAUUGGAUGAAGCUGAUGGACAGGAGGAACCACCAAAGACGACAGAACAAUCUCAGAAGGGCUCAAAGGAUAUUCAACAUAACUUGGUGGCCUGGUGGAAUGGACUGAGUGCAGGAGGUGUCGUUUACCUAUUUGCUCUCUCGCAGAUCUUGGUUUUCGCCUUUAUGUUUUGGAAUGAUGGCUAUGAAGUACUCCCGGCAGUUCAGAAUGCUUUUGAUGUAUUAUCUAAGGUGCUUACUCCAUUUGGACAGUUGGUUGCAGAUUCCAGCAAGGAUCUGAUCAGAAUUGGGGGCAUCACAGUGUCAUAUGUCCUGCUGUCUUUGUUUGCCUUUUGCUUGCUGCUCAUAGGAACACUGGCUUGGUAUCUUGUGAAGACCCCUCCAGAUCACCCCUUCCCACGUCAAGAGGACAGGAGGCAGUCUGUAAGUCGUCAACCUUCAUUUACCUACUCUGAAUGGGCAGAGGAUAAAAAUGAAGAAGACUUCCUUGAUUUGGACCCAGUCCCAGAGACACCAGUUUUUGACUGUGUGAUGGACAUGAAAGCAGAGACCGAUCCAACAACACUGACAGUUAAAUCUGUGGGACUGCAAGAAAGGAGGGGUUCCAAUGUUUCACUCACACUGGACAUGUGCACUCCAGGCUGUACUGAACAAGGAUUUGGUUAUAUCAUGUCUCCAAAGGAAGAAUUAGCUCAAGAAUACCUCCAGACAGCAUCAAAUGUUCUCACUGCAGAGGAACUGCACACAAAAGCAUUAGAUUCUUUUGUACUUCAGACAGAGUUUUUUGAAAUCCCAAUGAACUUUGUUGACCCAAAGGAAUAUGAUAUUCCAGGUUUGGUGCGAAAGAAUCGCUACAAAACUAUUCUCCCAAAUCCUCACAGCAGAGUGUGCCUUACAUCAGAUGAUCAAGAUGAUCCCCUGAGCUCUUACAUCAAUGCCAAUUACAUCAGGGGUUAUGGAGGAGAAGAAAAGGUGUACAUUGCUACUCAGGGACCCAUAGUUAAUACUGUCAGUGAUUUCUGGAGAAUGGUGUGGCAGGAACAUUCUCCAAUUGUGGUCAUGAUUACCAAUAUAGAAGAGAUGAAUGAGAAAUGUACAGAAUACUGGCCAGAACAUCAGGUGACCUAUGAAGGAAUUGAAAUCACAGUUAACAGAGUGAUACAAGCAGAUGAUUAUCGGUUAAGGCUUAUUACCCUAAAGACAGGUGAAGAAAUAAGGAAUCUGAAGCACUACUGGUAUACAUCCUGGCCAGACCAGAAGACUCCUGACCAAGCCCCUCCCCUCUUGCAACUGGUUCAGGAAGUAGAAGAAGCUGUGCAGUCUGCAGAAGACAAAAAUGCUCCAAUCAUUGUUCACUGCAGUGCAGGGAUUGGGAGGACUGGCUGCUUUAUUGCCACCAGCAUUUGCUGUAAACAGUUGAAAAACGAGGGUGUGGUUGACAUACUCAGAACAACCUCCCAGCUGCGGCUAGACAGGGGAGGAAUGAUCCAGACUUGUGAACAGUAUCAGUUUGUCCACCAUGUCAUGAGCUUGUAUGAAAAGCAGUUUUCAAGGGCAGCAGCUGAAGAAUGAGGAUUCCAGAUAAUUUGUUAUAACAAAAACCAAUUGAACUCUAGCCAGAAUCGUAUGUAUUCCAGAGCUGAGAAGACACACAUGGGAAUUUCAAAAUAGAAGAUAUUUAUUUAUACAUAUAUAAAUAUAUAUAUAAUUUUACUUUCAUAUUGCUUUGUUUUGCAUUUAAGAGCUAAGGUACUUCUUGUCUUCAAUAUGUGACAGGACACCAUCUUCCUCACCAAAACAAAACAAAACAAAAAAGGCCUAUUUAUACUGUAAAUAAAAUCAGUAGCUUCAUUUGUUACAGAAUUUAAAAAUAUCAUUGUCAAAUUUGCUAUUUUAAACAAAAUUAACAUGAUUGCUACUAGAUCCAAAUACAGUGUGAAACUCUUUGAUAAAUGUCUUGCUGAAAUCUGUAGCGUAUGUUGACUAAGCUUGAAAGUAACUUUUUUUCCUUUUUUCUGAUUGUUUUUACAUUUUAAACUACCGGAUACUGUGUAUAUCAUAAGAACUUCUGAGCCUCUGCAUUAAAGGAUUCAAAUUGA
Messenger RNA from Sphaerodactylus townsendi, 2474 nucleotides. RefSeq names its product protein tyrosine phosphatase non-receptor type 5 (gene PTPN5). The transcript has 15 exons. Gene Ontology annotation, biological process: protein dephosphorylation. The record is from RefSeq and is a predicted model, not a curated record. The coding region runs from base 370 to 1947 and encodes 525 amino acids. Gene Ontology annotation, molecular function: protein tyrosine phosphatase activity. Lineage: Eukaryota; Metazoa; Chordata; Lepidosauria; Squamata; Sphaerodactylidae.